CAACACACUUCAUUCAGAACUUGUAAUGACUUCAUCUACUCAUGUCUGAAAUUGCUGUAUCGGCAUUCUUUAGCCUACAUGCUGUAUGUAAUUAUCUUUGACAAGACGUUUUUGCACAUAAAAAAAUAAAAAGAAGAGCAAGUAAUUUUAUUUCUACAAUGUGCCGCAAGCAGCAGAUACUUCAUGGGACACGUUUUGUACACAUCUGCAGUAGAAAUCGGCCGAUAUGUUUUUUCAGACCCGAUACUGAUACUUAGUAGUCACGGAGGCCAAUAACCGAUAUAUGGAGCGGAUAUUAAUUUGCAGUAAAAGUUAUUUAAACAUGAAUAGUAUACUGUAUGUUAGUACAGAGCUGGAAAAGACUUUAAGUAGUUUUUUUUCCAACAUUAUUUAUUCAGGAAACUUCAGACCGGUAGAGCGAGCACCCUGCGAGUACAGCGGAUGGAGGCUUGAUCGUUGCAGGAGCAAAAGCAAAACGGAACUGGUGCUGCUGGAGUCUUAGUUGGUCACCCAUUUGACACUGUGAAGGUCAGACUGCAAGUCCAGAAUGUCAACAAGCCUCUUUACCGCGGAACCUUUCACUGCUUCCAGUCCAUCAUACACCAGGAGUCGAUGUUUGGUUUAUACAAAGGCAUCGGCUCACCAAUGAUGGGCCUCACCUUCAUCAACGCCAUCGUCUUCGGCGUCCAGGGGAAUGUCAUGCGUCUAUUGGGCCAGGACACGCCCGCCAACCAAUUUAUGGCGGGUGCAGCUGCAGGCGCCAUCCAGUGCAUCAUCUGCUGCCCCAUGGAGCUGGCUAAGACGCGCAUGCAGAUGCAAGGCACGGGCGAGAUGAAGUCGUCCAAGAAGACUUACAAGAACUCUCUGGACUGCUUGGCUCGCAUCUACAAGCGCGAGGGCUUGUGGGGCAUCAACAGGGGCAUGGUGACCACGUUCAUCCGCGAGACGCCCGCCUUUGGCUUCUACUUCCUGGCGUACGACGUGUUGACGCGCUACCUGGGAUGUGAACCCGAGGACCGCUACAUGAUCCCGAAGUUGCUGUUUGCCGGUGGCAUGGCGGGCAUCGCUUCAUGGCUCUCCACCUAUCCGGUGGACGUUAUCAAGUCGCGUCUCCAGGCGGACGGCGUGGGCGGUGUCAACCGGUACAGUAGCAUCGCCGACUGCGUGCGACAGAGCGUGCGCACGGAGGGCUACAUGGUGUUUACGCGGGGGCUUACCUCCACGCUGCUGCGAGCCUUUCCCGUCAAUGCCGCCACUUUCGCCACUGUCACACUCGUCCUCAUGUACGCGCGCGGCCCUCAGUCGGCGCCCGAGGACUGCGAGCCGCCUCAGACCCAGCGCUCCAGUCUGUAACGGGCAGGGGGGGUAAUGUCGCCUGCGGCACGGCACUUUAUCGCAGCGAGGUUUGAAGUCACUUUAUUAUAAAGCAACAAUGGCUGCUUUUGAACAAAGACGUUUAUAUUUCAAAGCAAUAAUUUACCUGUCAGGUGCAGCAAGACAUUCACUUCCUGGAAGCUUCCAGUGCAGCUCAUAUCUACGUUGCAUAUAUCCUACAAUAUACUGCACUUAUUUUCGUGUACAUACAGUAUAUAGAAUUGUCAUACUUAUUUUUUUGUGUGUACCAACUUUUUUCCUGCCUUACCGUAUUUGACGCACUGCGUAAGAACAGAGCACCUUGCUGAAGAGCGGCAAGUAAACGUAUGAAUCUAACAUACUUAUCAAAUAUAUCAAAACAUAUGAAUCAUACAUAUCAAACUAGCUGUAUCAUGAGGUAUUUGAUUGACGAUUUUAGCUUCAAACAUAUUUUUUGUAUCAUGAAAAUAAGCAUGAAAUUAGGUGUGGACAAUACUGCUGUACGGCUGAGGGGUUAAAGCUGCGUUAGCGUAUGUUAUGUUUGUUUUGGUUUAAAGGAACUGUGGUGAGGUUCAGUUUGGGUUGAAGUGCGACCAGGUACGGUAAUACUCACCUAGUGUAACUUAACCUUACAUUUUCAAAAAGCUGAAGCGUAACUAAAGACCUUCGCUCUCUAGUUAAGCAUCAACUAGGGAUGAUGUUCGAAACCGGUUCUCCCGAUUGUUCGAUAAGAAAAGAACCGAUUCCAUGGAUUCAAAUCUCUUUUUGAGAACCGGUUCCCGUUAUCGAAGCCACUAUAUCGUAUUUUCGCGACCAUAGGGCGCACCGUAUUAAAAGGCGCCGUGUCAGUUACGGGCAUACUUGCCAACCUUGAGACCUCCAAA
This is a messenger RNA of Nerophis lumbriciformis (worm pipefish), 2237 nucleotides long. Its product is annotated as mitochondrial basic amino acids transporter-like. Gene Ontology annotation, biological process: mitochondrial L-ornithine transmembrane transport. Gene Ontology annotation, molecular function: high-affinity L-arginine transmembrane transporter activity. Gene Ontology annotation, cellular component: mitochondrion. The record is from RefSeq and is a predicted model, not a curated record. NCBI's taxonomy places the organism in Eukaryota, Metazoa, Chordata, Actinopteri, Syngnathiformes, Syngnathidae.